This is a messenger RNA of Maudiozyma barnettii, 2154 nucleotides long. Its product is annotated as Gti1/Pac2 family protein. The coding region runs from base 1 to 2154 and encodes 717 amino acids. The transcript has a single exon. Gene Ontology annotation, molecular function: DNA binding. NCBI's taxonomy places the organism in Eukaryota, Fungi, Ascomycota, Saccharomycetes, Saccharomycetales, Saccharomycetaceae. The record is from RefSeq and is a predicted model, not a curated record.
AUGGAUAUCGAACCAACGUUCAAGGGUUAUAUAGAAGAUGAAAAUGAUGCACUUCUAAUACUCCAAGCUACUCUAGAUGGAAAAUUGAAACAUAUACCUAGAAGGCCUUAUGAAAUCGAGAGACCAUAUUUAAUUGUUUCUGGAAACAUAUUCGUAUUUAUCGAGGAGAUAUCAGGCAUCAAGAGAUGGACAGAUGGUGUUUCGUGGUCACCAUCAAGAAUAGCCAAUAAGUUUUUAAUAUACAAAGAAUUAGAUAAGGAUAAUCCAUCAUCAAUUGCAAGAAGGAAAGCUAGUUCAAGAAUAAAAUUACCACCUUUAGUGAAAACUAAUGUUGGCCAAGAUUUGAGUGAUAAUACUUCGACUUCAAAGAGUGAUAGUAAUUCUCCAUCGUCUUCAUUGAGAUCUGUCCAUCCUUUAAAGUAUACUGGGUUAGUGAAAAAGACUAUUUCAGUGACUCUGAAACGUCCUCCUUACAAUUAUUAUGAGAAUUUCCAUAUAGUUUCUUAUUAUACCACAGAAGAUGUUAAACAAAAUAGAUUAAUAACUCCAAAGGAUUCCCUAUUCUUUAGAAAUGUCAGACCCUCUCUGGAGUUAAUAACAGCGAUGGAAAACACUACACUUGGUAAUACAAAAGGACAUAACAAAAAUGCAUCUCUAACUCCUUCAAGCACCCCAAUGGGUAAUAUGGAAAUGGUUAAUAUAAAUACUGCAGGCAGUAAUCAAAAUCAUUUGAAUCCAUAUGGUCAUCCCGGAGUUGAGGCUGGUCCACUAAAUGGUAACAAUCUAAAGAGUAAUCAAAAUGGUAGAAAUCAACUUGUAAAAAAUGAAGAUUAUUCAACUAAUUCAUCUUCUACGUUAUUGCAUACAAUGAAUCCAUACAUCCCCCAAUCACCUAAUCCACAGAAUAAUAGAUAUUAUGUUCAGCAAGGAAAUAUACCAAAUGGAAAUGGGCAGGUCAUGAAUAGUUCGUAUAGUUAUCAAAACUCGACGUCAUAUAUGAAUUCAGAUUAUCCACCUUCACAACCACAACCUCAGCAAGCACAGCAACCACCUCAACAACAACAACCACAAUCGUUCCAAUCGCAAACACAUACACAAAAAUCUCAGCAGGGGCAAGGUUCACAACAUCAAGGAAAUGUACCCACUGUGAACUCGUAUCCUUUCUAUAUAUCCAGUACACCGUUCAGUAAUCAAGGUUAUUCGGAUAGCUCAGCACCCAAUGCAAAUUCAGGAACUGUACCGUCAUCAUAUUAUGCACAGAACGAGCAAAAUGGCACAAGUGCUACAAACAAUCUAUCGUCCAUUACGUACAAUGCAGGCCCAUACCCUGUAUACCCAGUAAAUGUGAACAUGUCAUACUAUGGUGGGAAUUCUGCUUUUGGGAAAGCCAGUCAUAGUGGUGCUGCUCCAAAUGAAAAUAGUUCUGCUGUAAUGACUCCCGCGAUGAAUAUGCCCGGAAAAGGUAAUGGACCCGUAAGUAACCCUGGAAUGGGAAAUGGAUAUAAUUCUAUCGCCGUUCAACAAGGUCCUAUGCAUAACCAACAGAGUCAUAACAUUCAACAGCAACAGCAACAGCAACAGCAACAGCAACAGCAACAGCAACAGCAACAGCAACAGCAACAGCAGCAGCAACAGCAGCAGCAGCAACAGCAACAGCAACAGCAACAGCAACAGCAACAGCAACAGCAACAGCAACAGCAACAGCAACAGCAGCAGCAACAGCAACAGCAGCAGCAUCAGCAGCAGCAUCAGCAGCAGCAGCAGCAACAACAGUAUGCGCAACCUCAACAGAUGCCAUACCGAACGAGUGGUGCGAACCAUAGCGGUUAUGCCAAUACGCCACAUAUCCAGGCCAUGCCUCAAAUGUAUCAAUACCAGUCUCAAUCUUUACCACAAUAUCAACAUCAAGUUCCAGGUACGGCACAAAAUGUAGCAUAUAUGUAUUCAAAUAUGCCGUAUGCAGCUUCAAAUAUGACCAAUGGUGGAUCUUCGGAAACCGUUAAUGGCUCCACAAAUGGAACAAGUAAUCAUAUAAUGGGGUCAUCUAUAAAUGCAACACCAACAGGGGCUCCAAAUAUGCAGACCAACAAUAUUGAGACUAAUUCAAAUAAUAAGGUACCUGCUUCGUCAAACAUGAAUCAGGGAGCUCGCUAG